GAACCACUCUGGGAUAACGGGGAGAGGGGAAAUUUGGGAUUGGGAAUGGACACAGAACCACUCUGGGAUAACGGGGAGAGGGGAAAUUUGGGAUUGGGAACCAGCCCAGGAUGGUGAGGAGAGAGUGGAACCCCUGGAAUGGGGAAUGGACCUUGACCACUCUGGGAUAACGGGGAGAGGGGAAAUUUGGGAAUGAGAUGGGGAAUAGAUACAGAACCAGUUUGGGGUAAUGGGGAGAGAGGGGAAAUUUUGGGAUGGGGAACAGACACAGAACCAGCUUGGGAUGGUGUGGAGAGUGGAGUUUUGGGGAUGGGGAUGGGGAAUGGGCCCUGGGGCCAGGAGUGGCCUGGGUGGGCGCUGCAGGUGCAGCCCAGGGGUGGCCCCAGCAGUGACCGUGUCCCCUCUGGAGCCACGGAGUCACAGCCUCACCCCGGCUCUGGUUUAGGAUCCCCGGGAUGCCAAACCCGAGUUGUGUCUGUGGGAGGAUCGCUGUGCCUGGCGCCGGAGGAACCCGUGUGGGAGUGGAGAGAGAUCCACUGGAAAGUGAAAAUUGGUUCAGGAACAUGGCAGCGGAUCCUGACAGCCACCGGGGAUGGAAGUGUCUCCUAUCCCAGAGGUUCUUUCCAUGGGAAAGGGAAAUUCCAGCCGGGAAACUUCUCCCUGUGCAUCUCCGCGGUUCACAGAGCCGACAGCGGGGUCUAUAUGGCCGAGCUCGACAAUGGGUCAGUGAUUUCCUCUCAGUGCUUCCGAGUGUCCGUGUGGGACCCCCUCCCACCGCCGGAGCUGAAAUCCCAAAUCCUGCAGCGGGAUCGGGGCUGGUGCACCCUGGCCCUGCUCUGCUCCAGCCCCGGGAACGUCUCCUACAGCUGGGCCUGUCCCGGGCAUCCCCCGGGGGACAUCCCGGAGCAGAUCCUGGAAAAGAUCCCGGAGCAGAUCCCGGGACAGAUCCCGGAGGAGAUCCUGGAGGAAAUCCUGGAGCAGAUCCCAGGGGAGAUCCCAGAGCAGAUCCCGGGGGAGAUCCCAGAGCAGAUCCCGGAGCAGAUCCUGGAGGAAAUCCUGGAGCAGAUCCCAGGGGAGAUCCCGGAGCAGAUCCCGGAGCAGAUCCCAGUGCAGAUCCCUGGGAUCCCCUCCCGGCUGAUCCUGAGGCUCCCCGAGGGCGCUGAACCCCAAAUCUGCCUCUGCAACGUCAGCAACCCCGCGGGGUGGAGCGCGGCCCGCGCCCGGCUCACCUGCCCAGGAUUCUGGGAUUCUUUUCCUGAAAUUCCAGGGAAUUUCAGCCACUGGACACUGCUGGCCGUGGCCGUGGCCGUGGCCGUGGGGCUGACCCUGCUCCUCGUGGGCAGCUGCUGCUGGUGGAGGAAGAGGAGGAAGAAUUCUCGGGAAGGGACCCCCGGAGCCCCCGCAGGACCCUCGGAGCUGACUGUCUACGCUGAGGUGGGAGAGAAGAAACCCCGCCAGGACCCCGCUGGGACGGGGGAGGCCACCCAGGAAGGAGCCACCAUCUACGCCGUGGUCACUCCCAGGACACUGGAGCACCCCAGGCACCGGGAGGAGCCCGAGAAUUUCACCAUUUACUCCACGGUCCAGUUUGGCCGCAGGCCUUCCUCCAUCAAGAGGAAGAGGCUGGACCGGGCUUUGGUCUCCACUGCCUACUUGGAGGAUAACGGGGGUUACAGGUGCUUGGGCUUCCCAAAUCCUGCCGACCACCAGCACCCCUAAAACCCCGGAAUUCCCAUCCCUGUGGAAUUCUCCAGGAAACUCCAGUGGACACUGGGAUCAGCUGAAUAGAAAUAUCCAGAAAUUCGAGUUUUUUCCACCAAGAUUCAACGCCCAGCUGUGCCUUGGAGCGAAGAUUUGGGGAUGGAAAACUCGG
This is a messenger RNA of Passer montanus (Eurasian tree sparrow), 1873 nucleotides long. RefSeq lists its product as uncharacterized. Gene Ontology annotation, biological process: natural killer cell activation involved in immune response. Gene Ontology annotation, cellular component: external side of plasma membrane. The transcript has 8 exons. The record is from RefSeq and is a predicted model, not a curated record. The coding region runs from base 193 to 1719 and encodes 508 amino acids. Lineage: Eukaryota; Metazoa; Chordata; Aves; Passeriformes; Passeridae. Gene Ontology annotation, molecular function: MHC class I protein binding.